Messenger RNA from Anopheles bellator, 1338 nucleotides. RefSeq names its product dnaJ homolog subfamily C member 22 (gene wus). The record is from RefSeq and is a predicted model, not a curated record. The transcript is spliced from 4 exons. Gene Ontology annotation, biological process: endocytosis. Bases 143 to 1327 code for a protein of 394 amino acids. Gene Ontology annotation, cellular component: plasma membrane; early endosome. NCBI's taxonomy places the organism in Eukaryota, Metazoa, Arthropoda, Insecta, Diptera, Culicidae.
GUCGUGAUUCAGUUCGGCAGCCGAAGGGUUAAGAUAAAGCGCAUCAAUUCGAUCGGAAAGUGCAUUGAAACUAACAAGUUUUUGGCACUGCUAAAGUGUGUGGCUGAGUGAUCUUCGAAAACACGAAAAGCGCCCGUACAGAAUGGGGGAGAAACUUUCGCCGUCCCCGGCGGCUGGCUCCAGCUAUCGAAGCUCCGCUUCCAAGCCACAAAAGUCAACCGGAGACGUCGAACAGCUCGGCCAGAAAUCGGUCUUCGUGGCGUAUGUGCUGUGGUUGUUCGGAGGCAUCUUCGGUGUGCAUCACUUCUACCUGCGCCAAGACCGGCGGGCGUUUCUCUGGUGGAGCACCUUGGGGUACUUCGGCAUCGGAUGGAUGGCCGAGGUGCUGCACAUCCCGGCGAUGGUGCGGGACGCCAACGAUGACCCGCGGUUCGUGGCGGAGUUCAACGAACUGCUGCGAAAGAACCGAAAGCCCCCCUUCUCGACCAGCCGUUUCCUGCUCGGCGUCAUGAUCGGGUACUGGUGGGGCCAGAUGAUCAUGAUCGCGAUACCGCAGAGCGUGUUCUUCGGCGUCGACUGGGGCUUCCUGCACUGGCUCAUCCCAUUCGCCGUGGCUCUGGGUGUUUGGACGGUUGGAAACAUGGGGCGCGAGAAGGGCGUCUUCUGGCACUGUCUGGUUGCCUCGUACGGCUCGUACCUCUCGCGGUACUUUGUCAUGGACGAGGCGUACUGGAUGACGGCGACGGCGCUCUGUUGCGCUUCCGCAUUCGAUCACUUCUCGAAACAGUGGAACGUGGAGAUUCCGAAGAAAAAGCGCAUGCCCAGACGCCUGGCGACACUGACGGUGGCCGCCAUCGCGUAUCUCUCGCUGUGGGGCGCCUUCGUAUACUUCAACGGUACGAUCACGGACAGCGAAGGCGACGAGGUGCCGGUUCACGAGGCGCUCUACAACUUCCUCAAGUCGCCCUGGUGGACGGACCUGAAGCAAACGCUGCACGAUACGCUGCAGUUCGCCAAAUACCACGGAUGGGCGGAGGUUUGGAAGCAAAUAAUUGACUCCAUGGACGCGGACGGCGAGCAAAACGCGUACAAGGUGCUGGGGAUCAGCGCGACCGCCUCGCAGCACGAAAUCAACACCCUGUGCCGCAGUCUGGCGAAGGAAACGCACCCGGACAAGGUGAAGGACGCCAGCAAACGGCGGGCGGCGGAAGAGCGGUUCAUGGAGAUUCAGCAGGCCUGCGAGGUGCUGAGUAAGACGCGUCGGAAGCGCAGCCAAAGGAACAAGAAGUCGGACAGUGGCAGUGGCAGUGACAAGAUCGAGCUGUAGUGCCUCCCGGA